This is a messenger RNA of Neoarthrinium moseri, 3267 nucleotides long. RefSeq lists its product as uncharacterized. The transcript has a single exon. Gene Ontology annotation, molecular function: phosphatidylinositol binding. The record is from RefSeq and is a predicted model, not a curated record. Bases 1 to 3267 code for a protein of 1088 amino acids. NCBI's taxonomy places the organism in Eukaryota, Fungi, Ascomycota, Sordariomycetes, Amphisphaeriales, Apiosporaceae. Gene Ontology annotation, cellular component: intracellular membrane-bounded organelle.
AUGAACCCCGGAGACGAUGCGCAGCACGGCGCAACCACCGCCGGCCCCGUCAACAUGGAGUCCGGAGAUGCGACUGGACUCAAGAAGUCGAACCUGAGUGAUGCGCUGUCUCCCUCCCCUUCGCCGGCGCCCUCGCCCACCUCCGCCACGCCCGCCGCUGCGGCGGGCCCGGAGGAGGAUCUGGCGACCAAGGCACUCCAGUUCCUCUCGACAGCUACACCGGCAACACUGGGGGCCAUCGCUGUCGGCCUCGCAGCUGUGACUUACUUCAUACUCGGCCAGGUCGGUCUUCUCUUGAUUGGCGCAUUCGCUGGCGUGACGUUCUUCAUAUCAUGGGAAUCCCGGCAUCCCGAGGUGUCGCGGGCUGUUCGCGGGGAGAAGGGCUACGACGUCUUGGACCGUCUACUCGAGACCAAGGCGCACAUAUCCGCAAUCAAAACAGACCAAGGCGACGACGAGGCCGUCUCCCAGGCCCUUGCACGGAGCUUCGACGACUUUCAGCCCGAGACCCGGGAGGCCCUCAACAGUCUAGUUGACGCUGUGGUCCGAGACUACGUGGAUUGGUGGUAUGGCCCGAUCGUGCCAUCCGACAAGUCCUUCCCUCUGUCCUGUCGCAGAGUCUUGACCUCCUUCCUGCUGUCCAUCUCGAACCGACUGAGCCGCAAGCGACCUGCCGAUGCCUUCGUCGACUUCUUGACCAACACGUGUUCCAUAAUCAUUGUCUUCUUCUCAGAGAUGACAGCUGCUUAUGCGUCUGUCCAGGCAGACGGCGCUCCUUCUGCUACUGAUGCAAUAUACGGCUAUCUGUCAUCCAACACAGACUCGCCCCUCUCCAAUUUGCUCAACCAAAGGCAGCAGGCAAGUAAAUUCAAGAUGGUGGCAGAAGACCUGCUCGCCUUCCUGGAGCGCUCUGCCUAUGAUUGCGACCCAGCGAGGAUCUUUCUGAGGGAGAUUCUGGCUACCAGCGUACUGGAAGGGUCGCUGCAGACAUGUUCCAAGGCCGAAUGGAUUAACGGGUGGAUAGUGUACCUUCUAGAGUCCGGAGAAACCGACCUUUCCCAGGCCAUUGACGAAGCCAUCCAAGAUCGGGCGUUCGCUGAUGUGGACGGCAAUUUCGGCAACAUCAGCUUGUCCAAGGGGAACCGGAACAGCUAUGAGAUAGACCGUGCGCGGAAAAAGGAGUUGACUCACAAGAAGAAGCUGUCGAAAGCUGACGAGGAAAUGGAACGGGCCAUGGAAGAGAUGAAGAAGCUGAACGAGAUGAUUGCCCAGGCCGAAAAGACCAAGCCUGCAACGAAUGACCGGGUGUCUGAUGCUUCCGAUCGGUUGGACAACGCUCUGAAAGCUAACGACAAGGAGCUUGAUCUUAACCUGGAUAAGCCGAUGAAUGGCGCUGCGACGGCGAGAGCCCAGGAGGCGUCGCUCGCAGAAGGACAAGGCGCCAAAUUGGAGGCAGUUCCCGAGAAGACCGCCAGUCAAGAAACCCCUGUCAAAUCACCCAUCACUCCCAAAUCAAGUGUGGACAUCCCGAGCGAAACUUCCUCCUCUCCUCGAAGCCAAGAAGCAGCAAACACUUCUCGUUUCACGAGUUUUGACCAGAUUGUUCCCCCUGCAAGAGAUGAACCAGAAGAGGACGAAGGAGCACGCAAGCCGGCGCCACUCACCCUGCAGAAUGCUAUCAUCACGGUGCAUGAUGAUAUUGGUACUGAUAAGGGCAGACUGCGAGCAAAACCCAGUUGGGAGUAUCUACUCCAGAUAGAACCGGCAUCAUCUCAGCACCCUGGGUGGAUGAUAAUGAAAACCUAUCCGCAGUUUGAAGCACUGCACGAGAGUUUGCGACGUAUCGCAGCUAUAUCCGGUGCCACCGCGUUCCUCGAAGCUCACGCCACAUUUGCAAGCUGGAAAGUUCACACCAGAUCAUCCCUACGUGGUGAAAUUGAGAGGUACUUGCGGGCCGCCUGUGCAGAGAAAACUCUGGCCGAAUCUGAAGCAAUGAAGCGAUUUUUGGAGAAGGGUCAAGAUGCUCGGAUGCCAGUCCAGAGAGGUUUCUCCUUCGAAUCGAUGGGCAAAGGCAUGCUCGAUGGCGUUCUCAAUGCGCCAAAGGGUGUAUUGGAUGGUAGUAAGGUGGUCGUCGGAGGUGUCACCGGUGUCCUAGGCAACAUUGGGCUUGGACAGCGCAAGCAAACAAUUUCCUCCGUACAGGAGAGCCAGAUGGCGAAAACAAACGGAUCAACUGCCAGCCGACCACUCUCCCUAUCUGCGCUUCCCCGAAUGGAAACCGGAUCUUCUGCAAGAUCUAGGGACAGCACUGAGAGCCAAAGGUCGUCGAUUGUCUUUACGCAACCUGGACUUAUUGCCCCUAUGGAGAGAAGUCCUAUCGAAAGGAGGCCAAGCUAUCAGAAUGACUUUGAGCAGCCAGAAGGGUCCCAACCUAACAGAUCUGACCGCUGGGAGCGGAAAUCCAUAAGCGCGACAAGCAGCAGAGGUAACAGCCGUGCUUCUAGUAUGGCUGCGUUGCGGUCACCUCUUCGCUCCCCGUCGGAAAUGAGUUUGCUCAAUAUGAAGCUUCCACCACCUCCUACCGAGAUUCCAGAUGAUUACGAUUCUCCUACGAAUACACGCCCUAGUAGCGAUGCGUACUCUAGGGCUGACAACGGCUUGUUAUCUCCUCAGACGUCGUUCUCGUCUCCAUCCCGAUCACACGCCUCUCAUCACCAGGAGAAACCAUCUAUAAGCGAAAGCUCGAGCAGGCGUCGGAGGAUACAGUAUCCGCCCUUAUCAGAGCAAGAGACUCGAGUGGCAGUUGAACUACUGUUCGCGGUGAUCAACGAGCUCUACACUCUAUCGUCCGCUUGGAACAUCAGACGAACAUUGCUCACUGCCGCAAAGUCCUUCCUUAUACGCCCGGGCAAUCCUUCUUUGAUAUCUAUCCAAUCCCUUAUUCAGGACUCGGUGCUAGAUGCGAACAUCUCGGAUGAGGGCAUUGCAUCCCACCUACGCAAAAUGCGGGAGAAUUCACUUCCCACAGAAGAAGAGCGGAAAGCUUGGCCGGCCGAGUUGACCGCAGACGAGAAGGAAGAGCUACGAGUCAAAGCUCGGAAGCUGUUUAUUCAGAGCAGCGUUCCCGCGGCAUUGAUGGGCAUCAUGGGGCAAUCUGCCACCAGCGAGGCGCUUGGGCGUGUUUUUGACUGCUUACAGAUUGAAGAGGUUGCUAGAGGUCUAUUUUUCGGCAUCAUGCUACAGGCAGUCCGCGUCGUCACCCACUAG